Messenger RNA from Dovyalis caffra, 474 nucleotides. Lineage: Eukaryota; Viridiplantae; Streptophyta; Magnoliopsida; Malpighiales; Salicaceae. The record is from the annotation of a GenBank genome assembly.
AUGAUCCAAUCUCAGACCCAUUUGAAUGUAGCAGAUAAUAGCGGAGCUCGAGAAUUAAUGUGUAUUCGAAUCCUAGGAACUAGUAAUCGCCGAUACGCUCAUAUCGGCGACGUUAUUAUUGCUGUGAUCAAGGAAGCAGUCCCCAAUUCACCUCUAGAAAGAUCCGAAGUGGUUAGAGCUGUAAUUGUGCGUACUUCUAAAGAACUCAAACGCGACAACGGUAUGAUAAUACGAUAUGAUGACAACGCUGCAGUUGUGAUUGAUCAAGAAGGAAAUCCAAAGGGAACUCGAAUUUUUGGUGCAAUCGCCCGGGAAUUGAGACAGUUAAAUUUCACUAAAAUAGUUUCAUUAGCACCUGAAACCCGAUGUGGUUUUAUACGUAUACCACCAGGAGAUAGAGUCAAAAUAGAAGUAAGUGCUUAUGAUUCGACCAGAAAGCGUCUAAUUUAUAGACUCCCCAACAUUCGUAGGUAA